AUGAUGCUUCUCUGGCGACUGCCACUGCCGCCGCCGCCGCUGCCGGGCUGAGGACAGGGAGGGAGGGGCGGCGGGCCCGCGGGGGGGACGAGGCGGGCCUGCUCUCAGCCUCCCCUCCUCCGGAGAGCCGCCACCCGCAGGAUGCUGCUGCGCCCAGGCUCUCUGCGUCCCCCCCGCGCCGCGCUCCGCCGCGAACCCCGAACGUGCGGAGGGAAGAAGGAGGGCGGGCGAGGGAGGCUCGCGGAGGGAGGAGCGCAGGGGGGAGGAGGAGGCAGAGAAGGAGGAGGAGGAGGAGGAGGAGGAGGAAGAGGAGGACCGCGCUGCCGGCGGAAUGGGAAGUUUGACAAAUCGCUCCAGAGGCCGGAGGAGGAGGGGGCGGGGAGGAGAGGCGGCCCUGCCCACCCCCCCCCCGCCCCCCCCCCCCGCGCCCCGUCCCCUGACGAGGAGCUGAGAGAACAGGCAAGCCGUCCUCGGAAACCCGUUUGGAUGAUGGCGGGCAGAACUGCAGCUCUGCAGAGAGAGACGCCAGCCAGCGUGCAGAAGUGGAAGACAGAAUCUUGCUCUAUCACUCAGCUGGAAUGCAGCGGCACCAUUCCAGCUUACUGCAGCCUCAAACUCCUGGCUCAAGGGAUCCUUCAGCCUCAGCCUCCUGAUUAGCUAGGACUACAGGUCCUUGAGGAAGUGCCACAUUGUCUUCCACAAUGGCUGAGCUAAUUUAAACUCCCACCAACAGUGUAAAAGUGUUCCUAUUUCUCUACAUCCUCUCCAGCAUCUGUUGUCUCCAGAUUUUUGAAUGAUCGCCAUUCGAACUGGUGUGAGGUGGUAUCUCAAUGUGGUUUUGAUUUGCAUUUCUCCAAUAACCAGUCUUGCUCUGUCACCCAUGCUGGAGGGCAGUGUUGUGAUCUUGGCUCACUGCAACCUACGCCUUCUGGGUUCAAGGGAUUUUCCUGCCCACUGCAACCUAUGCCCUUCUGGGUUCAAGGGAUUACUCAGUGAUCUUGACUCACUGCAACCUAUGCCCUUCUGGGUUCAAGGGAUUACUCAGCCUCCUGAGUAGCUGGGACUACAGAUGUAUGCCACCAUGCCUGGAGCCUGGCAUUUUUGUAUUUAUUUUUAUUUCUCCAUAUUGGCCAGGAUGAUCUUGAACUCUUCACCUCAGGUGAUUCACCCACCUUGGCCUCCCAAAGUGCUGGGAUUACAGGCAUGAGCCGCCACACCUGGCCUAGACUGUGAGUUUUUAAUGGUAUUCUUUAAUACCCACUUAACAUUGAAUAUUAGCCAGGCGUGGUGGCUCAUGCUUGUAAUCCCAGCACUUUGGGAGGCAGGCGGAUUACUUGAGCUCAGGUUUUUGAGACCAGCCUAGGCGACAUGGUGGAACCCCGUCUCUACUAAACGUACAAAAAUUAGCCGGACAUAUUGGUGGGUGCCUGUAAUCCCAGCUACUUGGGAGGCCGAGGCAGGAGAAUUGCUUGAAUCACAAAGGUAGAGGUUGCAGUGAGCAGAGAUUGUGCCACUACACUCCAGCCUGGCUGACAAAGUGAAACUGUCUCAAAACAACAAAGCAACAACAGCACAAAACAUUGAUUGUUAACUUCAGCAUUAAUCAGUGAAACUAAUCUACUUUCCUUACUUCCCAUAUUUUAUUGCAUCAUUUCUUUGUCAGGACGUAUUUAAAUAUUACUCUUCAUCUUGUUGUCACUUUUGUUUUAGUUUUAAAUCUUCAAUUAAAUAUAUGAAGUGCUCACCAUUCCUUCUUCCAUUCCUUCUUUAAUUGUCUCUUGUUUGGAUGAACUCAGUCUCAGCAGAUUCUUCCUAAUUGUGUGACUAUGGGUGAGCUACCUAAGUCUGAGCCUAUUUCCUGAUCCACAGGAGAUAAUAAUAUCACCAAUCUCCUGAAAAAAAUCAGGCGCUAUGAUGAAAUGAGGUAAUCCGCUUUGGAAGUUGUCCUACACAUAGUAAGCACUACAUAUCAGCCAUUGUUGUUGUUAGUAAUAGUGAACCUCAUGUUGGACUUUGCUUGCUUUUUCCUAAAUGCUAAUUGACAUUGGAAGCCCCAAAUCCGAAGUACAAGAACUUAUUACCAUGUUAAAGUUCAAUCUAGAGAUUAGUACAUUUGGCUCAGUGUAUCUGUGGGUUCUGCAUCUGUAGAUUCAACUAACCACGGACUGGCAAUAUUAAGAAUAAAAUAACAAUACUACAAUAAAAGUAAUAUGAAUUAAAAAACAGUAGACAAUAAAUUGAAAAAUACAGUAUGACAACUAUAUGCAUAGCAUUUACAUUGCAUAUUAUAAGUAAACUAGAGAUGAUUUAAAGUAUAUGGAGGGAUGUGUGUGAGUUAUAUGCAAAUACUACUUUUUUUUUUUUUUUUGAGAUGGAGUUUCGCUCUUGUUGCCCAGUGCUCAGGCAACCUCCAUCUCCCAGGUUCAAGUGAUUCUCCUGUUUCAGUUUCCCAAGUGGCUGGGAUUAUAGGCAUUCGCCACCACGCCCAGCUAAUUUUGUAUUUUUAGUAGAGACGGAGUUUCUCCAUGCUGGUCGGGCUAGUCUCAAACUCUCAACCUCAGGUGAUCCGCCCACCUCAGCCUCUCAAAGUGGUGGGAUUAUAGGUGUGAACCACUGCCCCCAGCCAAAUACUACAUUUUUUAUAUAAGGUACUUGAGCAUCCAUAGAUUUUAGUAUCCUUGGGGGUCCUGGAACCAAUCUCCUCCCAUACUGAGGAAGGAAUGUACACAGAAAAAGUCAAGAUGUGAUAUAGGGGAUAUAGGGGAGGAGGCAGUGGACUGAAAUGUGAAAUGUCAAGAACGGGUUAGAGCUUAGAAGAAAAACUGAAGAAUAAGAAAAAGGCAUAUUUUCAUGUUUGCAGAGCUCAAUCAGGCCAGAAAAGACAUUUGAAUCAACAUAGGAUUAGUAUAGAUUGGAAGUUUACAUGAAGAACUGUUUCAAGUUGUCCUUAAACAAGGCACUGGAUUAGAUUAUAUUGAGAUUUAUUUUAAGAGACUAAAAUCUCUUAAAAUCAUCAAGGCCUUUGAGCUGUUGCUCUGCCCGCGCCCACACGGUGGAGUGUACUUUCGUUUUCAGAGGAAGAGGAACCGUAGCAUGAAGCAGUGGGCAUGGAAGGUUUUCAUGGAUUAGGACUGGAAUUGGCACAUAUGUGUUUGGAUUCUGUUAAAUAAAACACAGCCCCAUGGGCAGCCCUGACUGGGAAAAAUGAUCUAUUUUUAUGCCCUCAUAUGAAAAGGAGAUGGAUCUGGUGAGUGCUGGAAAUCACCGCAUCCAACUGGAGACUUAAAGUUGGCAGUUGAACUACGAGUCUAAAGCACAGAGAAGUCUGCACUGGAGAUCUAAAUAUGGGAAAUAAACAACAUAAGAUAGUAUUUAAAAGUAUGCAACAGGGAGAGAUUCUAGAUAGACAAAGCUGAGGAUCAAGUGAGUACCAACAUCUCUGAACAAGGUAAACUCAUAAGAGACAAAAGUAGAAUUGGAUGUCGGCUGACUCGGCACCAUCGGAUAGAGACAAGUCAAAUAAGAAGAGAAAGAAAACUUUUGGAAGACUGGAACGAAGAACUGAUUUGUGGGCAUAUGGAGUAUGACGUGCCCAUGAAGUAUCCAAAUGGAGGUGCUGAGGAAGAAACAAGAUAGAUGAACGUGGGCUUCAGAAGAUAAAUCUGCCCCGAAUAUACACAUUUAGAAGCUAUUGACAUAUGUGUAAUAAAUAAAGGCAAGGAAGUGGAUUAGAAGGUCAAGAAAGAGCAUGGAGAAUGAGAAGAAGAAGCCUUAGAACUGAGUCUGGAGAAACUCCAACUGUUCAAUUAAUGAGAGAAAGUAAAGCAGUGUGAGGGGGAAAGGCCAAAGGGUUAGGAGAAAAGCUAAGAGGAUGUGAUGUCAAGAAAUCCAAAAGAAGACUGUUUAAAAGAGGCAGAAGUGGUCAACUAUCUUGCUGCUAAAAAGGUUGAGACUCAUGAGCCUGAAGGAUUUGACAACAUAGAGGCCAUCAGCCUCCCAGAGGAUGUUGUUGUGCCCUGCCCAGAUGCCCUUUACCAGGCACUUACAUCUCCGCUUCUGAUACUUUGAAUGUUGUUUGCUAAAGGCCCCAGUGUCUCCCUUUUCUAAAGAAUUGUCAUUGUCCAAAUGGGGGAAGUUGCAUCCCCUCCCCCGCUACCCACCUCCCCCGACCACCUGCACAGUGUGCUGGGAAAUCUUUAGCAACCAGCUUUCUGGGAAAAAAUUAUUUUGUAUCUAUCUACUUAUAUCUUCCCUUACCCUUCCCUUUCCUCUUCCCCUGACUUCCCUUCUUUUUUUUUAAAUUAUAAAUGUUACUGGUAUAAAGGUUGCAUAGUAUACAAUUUACCAAUAAUAAUAAUCAAAUACUUUAUCUAAAUUCUAUAUGGCCAACGGAUUUGCAUAGAAUGCUCUCCCCUUCCCCCCAAACUCUUGUAUUCGUAGCCUACUGACAUACUCAACUGGUGAACAAAUGCAGUUCUUACACAAAUGCUGGUGAAUAUUUUUGUUUAUGUUAAUGAGUAGUAUAAAAUGAAACAAUAAGAAAAAAAUAAAUAAAAUAAAACAUUAAAA
Molecule: messenger RNA, 4569 nt
Organism: Callithrix jacchus (white-tufted-ear marmoset)
Lineage: Eukaryota; Metazoa; Chordata; Mammalia; Primates; Cebidae
Source: RefSeq, a predicted model, not a curated record